UUCUUCACGUGUAAAAGAAGCCCUUAAAUUAUAACAUUAAACACACCUAUAUAAAUAAAAAAUAAAGGAAUAAAAGCCGUAGAAAAGUGUCACCGUCCAUGGAAAGAAACCUGUUGACAUGCUUUCCAGAACUAACCAGAAACGAGCACACUUCUUCCCUUGGCUAUACACGAAAAUCCACUGUCUAUUCUCAACCAUUUACCCUUUCCAUUCCUCUUAAUUACACCUUUUGCCACUCCCUUCCUUCUAUUUCUUCUAUAAAUGUUUAUUAUCUUUCUCUCUUCCCGCCUCUUGUAAUGUAACAAGAAAAUGUCCUCCGUCCAAUUCCGUUACGCUCUCUCUCCUCUUUGUCCCACGCUUCCGCCUCCUCGCAGGCCAAUAUUUUCUCGCACCUUUCCUCCUCGUUUUCUCGGAAAAUUGCGCGUUUUCUCGACCGCGCGGAGGAGGCGAGUUCCUUCAAUCUGCUGCUCCUCAAAAACUGGUUCCCAGCUUCAGCGGGUUUCUGUUCCUGAGGACGAUGAUCGGCCUCCGUUCGAUAUCAAUCUUGCGGUUAUUCUCGCUGGUUUCGCUUUCGAAGCAUACACAACUCCACCUGAAAAUAUAGGCAGGAGGGAAGUUGAUGCUGCUGGUUGCAAGACAGUCUACCUUUCUGAGGAACAAGUGACCCAUAUGUUGUCAUACAACUGGAUUCUCAGACCGCUAAAAGCGGUAUCAAAUGGGGGACAAAAGAGCCAACAUGGAAUGAGGAGUUUACAUUUAAUAUCAAGCAGCCUCCAAACCAAUCUUUACAGGUUAACAAGCAUGAUCACUCUUUCUCACUUACAUCUAUUCGCAGAUACAUAUUCAAUGGAAGGUAGCAUUGCAAGAUUUUGAUAGAACAGGACAUCCUUCUAUUAAAAUCGCAUACCAGAGAAAAAAAUAAGAAAAAUUAAAUUUUUAAUAGUUGGGUCAGCUGUCUAGUAGAGUAAAGACUACUAAUAGAGGAAGUUUGUUAGUACUAAGAGGAAAAUUGAAUAGUUCUGUGGGAAGGGUUCAGGUUCCUUGAAAUACCUGGGAUUUGUUCAAUUGAGAACUGUUUGGAUGAGAAGUUCUUUAAGAUCAAUAAAAAUAUUCUUGUGGUUAUUGUUCUAAAUCCAAAUCUGUUUGUUUUGGGGAGAAGUUGUGUUUGGUAGACGACAAAGCACCAACGUUUUUUUGGUAUAGGGUGAUGGGUUAUGCUUGGUGAAUAAAUGGAGGCAACUAUGGUGGCAUUAAAAAGUGAUGCACUAAGGUGGUUUCAGUGUUGGGAAUCUUGCAACCCAAAUACGGGUUUGGAAAAAUUCAAGGUGGCAUUAAUGGAGGAUUUCAACC
Vigna umbellata (rice bean) is the source of this 1350-nucleotide messenger RNA. The record is from RefSeq and is a predicted model, not a curated record. NCBI's taxonomy places the organism in Eukaryota, Viridiplantae, Streptophyta, Magnoliopsida, Fabales, Fabaceae.